Phytophthora nicotianae INRA-310 is the source of this 1556-nucleotide messenger RNA. RefSeq lists its product as hypothetical. The coding region runs from base 1003 to 1491 and encodes 162 amino acids. Lineage: Eukaryota; Oomycota; Peronosporomycetes; Peronosporales; Peronosporaceae. The transcript has a single exon. The record is from RefSeq and is a predicted model, not a curated record.
UCUAAGUUUCAUCUACGCUAUGGACAGCUGGAAAAUUGUUCGACCUGAUUCAGUCGAGAACGUACACAGGGCUUCCUUACACGCAGUACUUGGACUUGGUGGCGGCCGGGGUGGACGCGGGGGUCACCUCCGGGGCAGGUGUCUCAGUCUGAACCACCUCAGGGGCGGGUGUCUCGGCCUCAGUCACCUCCGGAGCCGUAGUCUGCGACUCGCCAUUCACUCCUUCGUCCUGGGUGUGCACCUUACCGGCACCGCUGUCCGAGGCGGCUGAUGCUUCCUGCACUGGGGCAUCCGUAGCCGGGGCCUCCGUCACGGCCGGUGCAGUCGUCUCAGGAGCGGGAGUCUCUUCCUGUGUGGUCUCCUGCUGAGCGGCAUCCUGCGUGGUCGAGGCCGAUCCCGACGUGGUCUGCUGCGUCUGGGACGCGUCACCGGACGGACAGAAGGUCACGACGAAGUCCGUGCCGAACGCGCACGAGUGGGUCUUGGUGUCGUCCUUAGGGUAGUUGUAGGCGUCCUCGCAAGCGUCCGCCAAACACUCGAUCUGCUCGCACGUGUCCUUGCCCGUGUUCGACGUAGGGGUCACCUGAACGGGAGUGUUGAAGCCGAUGCCGCUCUUGGAGUGGUCCUUGCACUCCUGCAGACUCGAGCAGUACUCGUAGCCGGGGUUGAGGUGCGGCGGGAUGAUACCGAUAUCGUACCAAGCGAGAUCGAGGUCGCCCUUUGUGGCGAACUCAAUGAGCGUGGCGGCAUCGCUUGAGCCAUUGCGGAAGUGUCCCUCGAAUCCCUUCUCGAUAGUCUUGUCGAUCGAGGCACCAGGGGCGAUGGUAUCGCUCUCGUCGGUGUAGACGCUGGCGAGGCGCGUGUACAGGUCAAUGGGGCUGGAGCAUCCGUUGGUGAUGGUUACCGUGAAGGCGUUGGUAGAAGCGAGCGCCGCGGCGGAAGCUCCGGCAAAAGCAGCAAGACGAACCAUAGUGAUAGUUGUGCCGGCGGGAAAGUUGAUGAAUGAGGCUGUGGAGUUCCACCUGCGCUCGGACACCCACGUUAAUCAACCAGAAGGAUCGACAUCACAAGGGAGCGUGGCAUACGUGUACGCCAGCGCCACAUGAUCGACUGGAUACAAGCACCAGGCAUCAGUGCACUGUCCCCUUCAUCUUCGUCUCCACUAAACUCAGAAACGGCAGUGACAGGAUCGGCAUACUCAGAACAAGUGAUUUUCAAUCUCUGCCAAAGUCUCAUGUUUUCUGUAAUCGCCAGCUGUGUACGCGGCGCGAACAACAAAAGCGCGGCAUCGCUGUUGUCGACAGUGUGCCGAUGCAAGCCACGCUCGACUGGACCUGCCUCCUCCACAAAAUGCGGCAUCGCCUCGUUGAACCACUGGUAACGCAUGCUUGUCUUGUCCGUCAAGAACGACGAAACAUCGUCUUCUUGACGAACAAGAAGGAAGCGCUGGCAAAGCCUUAUUGUACCCCUCCGAGAUAUGUAUUACAAUAAUGUGUCGAUGACACUUUAUCAUUGUGGACUUUGCUAAUUAAUCUGCCAGGACAGCAUUGUGCUCC